Leptinotarsa decemlineata (Colorado potato beetle) is the source of this 1321-nucleotide messenger RNA. Its product is annotated as phospholipase A1 3. The record is from RefSeq and is a predicted model, not a curated record. Gene Ontology annotation, biological process: lipid catabolic process. NCBI's taxonomy places the organism in Eukaryota, Metazoa, Arthropoda, Insecta, Coleoptera, Chrysomelidae. Gene Ontology annotation, molecular function: serine hydrolase activity; lipase activity.
UUGCAUUUGUUUCUUUAUCAGCCUAAUGCAUCCAAUUAUACACCAUUUGUUCAGGAAUUAGCGAUACAAAUAAUUUAGUUCCGACACUUAUUUGACUGUUGAAGAUAUGAUCAAUUAGGCGGACUAUCGCAAAACAAAAAGUUACUAAUUGGAACUUUUUGCGUGUUAAAAACAGUAGUGACAUCAAAUAUACACAAUGUUGUUGAUGGAGAAACUGAAUGUAGUUUUAACAUUCGUUUCUUUAGUUUCAGGUCAGUUCUCUCUACCCAAUCCGUUUAAAUCCUUGAAAUUGCCAACUCCCGACUCUUUUCUGCAAAAACUGUUCAACGUAACCUCAGGCCAACUUGUCGAAUUGGUGAAUAACUUUUCCUUCGAGGAAAUCUUAACAGAACAUGUGACGUUCCUUUGGUACCAACCAGAUGGCUCUACAAUCCCUCUGAAUUUGAAUUGUGACGGCUACCAUGUCGAUAAGGAUGCACCAAUCAAGUUCGUUGUACAUGGCUGGCAGUCCUCAGGAGAUCAAGAUUUUGUGAAGGACAUGGCCAAAUCCUACCAUAAAAUAGGAGUUCACCACGUAUAUGGAGUAGAUUGGUCGCCUCAUUCAACAAAACAUUACUUGCAUUCUGCACGAGGCACGAAAAAAAUCGGAGAAAUUGUUGGCCAAUUCGUUAUGAACGCAAUCAGCAACAACACUGACUUCUUGAGAAAUGUUCAUCUGAUUGGACAUUCACUUGGGGCUCAAGUAUCUGGAUUUGCUGGGAAACACAUACAGGAAUUGACCAGUGGGUUGAAGGUCGGGAGGAUAACAGGUUUGGAUGCUGCUAGUCCACUUUUUGAAUUUCCCAUUCCGUUACCGAUACAUUUGAGGAUCAACAGGGAAGAUGCCGCCUACGUAGACGGUAUCCACACUAAUGCUGGGUUUCUAGGGUAUUCAAUACCUUUUGGAAACGCAGAUUACUACGUUAAUUAUGGCGGACCUGUACAGCCUGGUUGUUAUGACAUCAACAUUUUCGAAUCUUUUGUCUGCAGUCACGGAAAAGCGCAUAGUAUUUACACUAAGACAAUCACAAACAGAAAAUACCAAGCAACGUCGUGCAGCAAUCCUUUAUGGGCUGCAGCCAGUCUUUGCAAUGGAAAUAAGAAAGUUGUUAUGGGAGAACAUACCACAAGAGAAGCCGAAGGAUUGUUUUACAUAAAUAUUGACGAAAAAGAUGCGCCAAAGAAGGGAAAACUAGGGAUUUCGGGGCUCAUCAAUAAGAUACCAGGGUUGGGUUAAAGUUUGUACUUUUUUGUGUGAAAUAAAGAACCACCAUGCAACAUG